This is a messenger RNA of Lactuca sativa (garden lettuce), 429 nucleotides long. NCBI's taxonomy places the organism in Eukaryota, Viridiplantae, Streptophyta, Magnoliopsida, Asterales, Asteraceae. The record is from RefSeq and is a predicted model, not a curated record.
AUGGACACCUAUGCCUCUGCCAAGGUACCAAUGGGCUUCGGACACAAGAUCUUUGCCGACCCAUCCGGUGUUCCUGUGGAUGAAAAGAAGUAUCGUGGAAUGAUUGGAUCUCAACUUUAUCUCACAUCAAGUCGUCCGGAUAUAAUGUUUUCCACAUGCCUAUGUGCCAAAUUUCAAGUCAACCCAAAGAUGUCCCAUCUUUUGGCUGUGAAACAAAUUUUCCGAUACCUUAAAGGUACCAAGAGUCUUAAAAUGUGGUACCUAGCAAAUGAGAGCUUCCUACUCCAAGCCUAUUCAGAUGCGAAUUGUGGUGGUCUUCAACUUGAUAGAAAAAGCACUUCGGGUGGCUAUCAAUUCUUAGGUGGUCGUUUGGUCAGUUGGUCAUCCAAGAAACAGAACUGCAUUGCUCUCUCUAUAGCCGAAGCAUAA